Molecule: messenger RNA, 1820 nt
Organism: Achroia grisella
Lineage: Eukaryota; Metazoa; Arthropoda; Insecta; Lepidoptera; Pyralidae
Exons: 3
Coding region: 288-1616 (442 amino acids)
Source: RefSeq, a predicted model, not a curated record
CAACAAACAGCUGAUACGCGCGACCACUUUCUGACCGGCGGGCCGGCCGAACGCAUAUACGCAACGAAUUAGAUUAAAAAAUCCUUGAUUUCCUUUGGCUGCGCUUGCGUGGAGGCUUUCGUCGCAACGGCGGAUAUGUGGACAGACAGACAGAUUGUUGGGUCAACAUGUGGUGAUUAUCAGGGGGAGUAGGAGUGAUUGUGACUGCUAUAGAAAAUAGUGCUUGUUUUGUGUGAACAUUGGACGCUCUGCAGGACUUCGUGAACUGUAAAUAGAAUUAUUUCAAAAUGCUGAUUUUAAAGGUGGCACCAGUUUUCCUACUUGCACUCAUCGUGGCUGCUGAGAAGAAAAUCGAACUGGAAGACAUUGAGGAAGAUAAUUUGAAAAGUGAAAAGGAAGUUAAUAUAGAAAAGUCAGAGGCCAGAUCGGAAAAUCCGAGUUCGUCUUCUGGUAAUGGAUUGCUUCCUUUCGAGUUUUUGAAGAACGGAUUCCUGCGUUACUUUGAGAGUCCUACGCAUGCGCAGGCUCCGCAACAGCAGCGCUACGUUCAGCAGUACGCUGUGAGUGAAGCUCCUGAACGGGCUUCGGAUGUUGCGCCUAAAGUACAAUAUGGUCCGCCAGCAACCCAGCAAGCGAUGGUUGGCUACUUAUCGAAUGUUCCAAUGCAGAUUUAUUUAGUCCCACAAUAUUACAACGAGCAACAAGAGCAAGGGCCUAAUGCACAACCUGCAGUACAAUACGUCAAGCCAGACGUAACUAAAGUCGCGGCAUACCCCACUGCACCUGAAGCAGUACAAACGCAAACGAAUUUUGUAGAAAUCCCAACAUAUGUUACUCCAGCAGCAAAAACCUAUGUUCAGCAUUAUUCACCCCCAGUAACAUACGUACAAUACACUGCGCAACCGACUGUUGCCACUCAUGCUACAGUUGCUCCUGUAGUAGCUUAUCAGCCUGUUGUGCAGUAUCCUACAGCAAUAGCAGCUCCGCCUGUGGUAACGAAAGGUUACUAUGAAAAUGUACAAUAUUCAGAUGGUAAUACACUAGAAGAUAUACAAGAGACAGGUGAAGAAUCACAAAAGCAGUACUCCCCACAAUCUGACGUAACAUACACGAAGUCUCCUAAUUAUCCUAGAUAUUAUAAUUCACAUGCCCCUGUUAGACAGGAGUAUGGACAUAGUCCUGUGCCAGAAUUACCACCUCCAAGUCCUUUAUUAAUCAAAGCACCACCGCCGCAUUUAGCUCACAUACCUAAAGCUCUGCCUAUAUUUAGUAAACCAUUGAUAAAAACAGGAUACCCGUCUGGAAGCGGUCACGGGUAUACCCAAAGACCUUUCGAAGGAUAUGUACAACAUUAUAAAAGGCGACCAACUUCUUUACUCGAUUCUUAUAUACCCUCUAGUAUUCAAAUUGAAUAUCUUAAGAGAGGUUACACCAAAGAUCCUCUGGUGGCAUAUGAAGAGUUAUCGAGCGGUCGACAUUUCCCGCAUGCUCCAGUUGUUCCAAGGCAUUAUGAGCGUGGUUUCCUUCCCAACCAGAUGUAUCAGACCCCUACAGGCGGAGUUACGUACGGACAUUAUAAAAGGACACCGAAAGUAGAUAAAAUUAUAAAGAAAUAAUAAUUUUCAAGUCAAUAUUUAAUGUUAUUUCUUUUAGUUAUGUUUAAUGAAUGCAUGGUCUCUAGAAUGUAUGAACCGAACUGAUGUGUCGAGCGUUUAACGUUAUUAACACAGGUUAAUUGUUAUUUUAAUUUAAGAUAUAAUGUUAUAUUUUAUGUGGAAUGUAAAUUUUACCCCGGCUCAUUUUGUUAAAAACGUACUAAU